Molecule: messenger RNA, 533 nt
Organism: Ilyonectria robusta
Lineage: Eukaryota; Fungi; Ascomycota; Sordariomycetes; Hypocreales; Nectriaceae
Exons: 1
Coding region: 116-469 (117 amino acids)
Source: RefSeq, a predicted model, not a curated record
CCAAGAGUCAUUCAUCAUUCAUCUGAAACAUUCCGCCCCAAUUGCCCCGGAAGAAUUGUUCUGCUGAAGAUACUAAUCCCACAUACCGGCCGGCCAAGGCCCAGGUCUACGGUCCAUGGCUUUUGUGGCUAUUAGCCUUGGCUGCACGUCAAGGAUUCCGGUCCUUUGCUUUCCUCCCCCCUGGAUCCCCCUACGCCCGGAGCUACUGCGUAGCACUGGGCUGGAUCCGCCUGCAGAGACUUGUGAUAUUGCGAUAUGGCUGCUGAGCGGUCAGUGCCGGUGCCCCGUUUCAUCGCCCCGGAACUCUCCUUCAGCUGUUGGCCGUGGGCCGCUCAGCCACACACCGGUUUCCCGAUCCUCUUUGCUCCGGGCCUGGGGGGGCUUGUUAUCGACAGUAUGUCCGCGAUGUGAACCCGGCGUAUCCCUGCGAUGCCCGGUUGAUUGCGAUGCCUGGUUGAUCAGAGCCUGAGCUGAAUCGCUGAACGGGCGGGAAUAGGGUCCGUUGAUCGUCUAGUACGUACGCACAGUCUCAU